Apis laboriosa (Himalayan honeybee) is the source of this 492-nucleotide messenger RNA. RefSeq lists its product as uncharacterized. The record is from RefSeq and is a predicted model, not a curated record. Bases 1 to 492 code for a protein of 163 amino acids. The transcript has 2 exons. NCBI's taxonomy places the organism in Eukaryota, Metazoa, Arthropoda, Insecta, Hymenoptera, Apidae.
AUGAAAAAUCGUAUGUCAAAUGUAACCCAAGAAUUCGUCGAGUUUUUCUCGCGAAUUACUUGCUGGCUAUGGGAGACCAUCGAAAAGUUAUUCGACAUCAUUUUCGAUUUCUUGGCAAGGAUAAUCGAGCUGAUACUAGCGGUGAUGAACCUGAUUUUCCAGGUGAUCUGUUUCCUAAGGGACCUAGGCAUCGAAUCCAUGCAAACAUUCGUGAACGUCUUUCGAGGGAUUGUUAGAGUCAUUAGCAAUAUCACUUGCGAAGAAGUCGAGGAUUUUGCCUCUGCCUGCAUUGUUGUUUUGCUUUGGAUCGCGGCAUUUAAGAUCGCCAAGAAUUUAAUAAAAAACUCUCGAAUAGCUGCGUUCCUUAACCCAGGAAACCCGGAUUCGAAUGAACUAGAGCUAGGAGUUUGUCCGGCGCAAAGAAGAACAGGGAGAAGGAUGAAUCGACGUUAUGGCAAACGACCUCGAGGUGAUCCUAUACUCGACGAUUAG